UAUGUAAAUAAAUGUAAGAGCAAUUUGGCAAUAUCUUUCUUUCUUAUCCUCCCCAGGGGACUCUCAGCGCAUUCUCCUCCUAAAACCUUUGCAUCCCUUCAAUGGCGGCUGCUACCUCCUUCGCUACCCUCGCCAUCGCGCGCCCGGCGGGGCACCGGGCCCUCCUCGCCUCCAAGGCCCCCUCGCCGCUCCUCUCCCUCCGCGCCGCCCGCCUCCCCUCCCAGGCCGUAUCCUUCUCCGCGCCGUCGCCCUCCCCCAGCCGCGCGCGCUUCGUCACCUCCGCCAGCGCCGAGCCCAAGGAAGCAGAAAUUCAGUCCAAAGUCACGAACAAGGUGUACUUUGACAUAAGCAUUGGGAAUCCCGUGGGGAAGAAUGUUGGGAGGAUCGUCAUCGGCUUGUAUGGAGAUGAUGUGCCCCAAACAGCAGAGAACUUCCGUGCUCUUUGCACUGGAGAGAAGGGGUUCGGGUACAAGGGAUCCAGUUUCCACCGUGUCAUCAGGGACUUCAUGAUUCAGGGAGGAGACUUUGACAAGGGCAAUGGUACCGGAGGGAAAAGCAUAUACGGCCGCACCUUCAAAGAUGAGAACUUCAAGUUGGUCCAUGUUGGACCUGGAGUGGUCAGCAUGGCUAAUGCUGGACCAAACACCAACGGCAGCCAGUUUUUCAUUUGCACUGUGAAGACACCGUGGUUGGAUGGGAGACAUGUCGUAUUUGGCCAGGUUCUUGAAGGCAUGGACAUUGUAAAGAUGAUCGAGUCGCAGGAGACUGACAGAGGGGACCGUCCGAAGAAGAAAGUAGUCAUCAGCGAGUGCGGGGAGCUUCCAGUGGUCUAAGUGUUAUAUGUCUAUCGUCUUACCUCAGAUGGGCAUUGAUAUUUCCCCCUUCUGGAGUUCACCGGAGAAUAUUAUGAUACUGCAAACUUAUCAUGUUGGUUCCUGCUAGUUAUAGAGAUCAUUCUGAGUUGAAGCUAAGAUCUCAAUCUGAGGCAUACGGCUGCUGUUCAGCUGAAUAAAUACCCUGUUCUUGUUUUCCUUACCUUGUCCGGGGGGAUGGCUUUUGUGAUGAAAUUUGAAGUACCCUGUACAAUUUAUGAUACUUUCAUGAGAAUCGAAAUGGCUGGAUGCCUGUUGAUUCUUA
Molecule: messenger RNA, 1137 nt
Organism: Phragmites australis (common reed)
Lineage: Eukaryota; Viridiplantae; Streptophyta; Magnoliopsida; Poales; Poaceae
Product: photosynthetic NDH subunit of lumenal location 5, chloroplastic-like
Exons: 7
Coding region: 102-833 (243 amino acids)
Biological process (GO): protein folding; protein peptidyl-prolyl isomerization
Molecular function (GO): peptidyl-prolyl cis-trans isomerase activity
Source: RefSeq, a predicted model, not a curated record